Effrenium voratum is the source of this 838-nucleotide messenger RNA. NCBI's taxonomy places the organism in Eukaryota, Dinophyceae, Suessiales, Symbiodiniaceae. The record is from the annotation of a GenBank genome assembly.
CAAGACCGCGCCGUCGUCCCGUCCUCCGCUUCUCGCGCCAAGCGUCCUGCGCCAUGCGCGGCCUCCUCCUCCUCGCGGCCGGCGGGGUUGCCUCCGUGGCCUUCGUGCCCGGGGCGCUGCCUGGCCGUGUCGCCCCGGAAGCGCCACGAGCCUUGGCGCAGGCGCCGGGCCCAAGCGACGCGAGUGCGGAGGGCUGGGCAGCUGUGCCAGCAGUGCUCGGAGGCGUCGCUCUGGGCCUCCUCUUCUCUUUGACCACAGCCGUGGCCCCGGUCCGCGCGGAGGAGGCGCCCGCGCCCACGCCGGCGCCGGCGCCCACCCCGGCGGAGAAAGCAGCGCCCGCGGGGCCGUCGGACGAAGAGAUCCUGGCGAAAGGAUGCGACAUCCGGGUGGACUGCACCACCAAGGAGCAGCAGUUUGCCUGGGCCAAGGCAUACUACAGGAAGUACAACCAGGAAACUGAUGGCAAGGACCCUAAGUACUCCAAACCGAGCACCGGCGCGGGCGUCUUCCGCAAGUUCAAGAUCGACUGGCCCAACCCGGACCCCAGCAUUCCGGACACCACGGAUGGCACCUACCCGAUCCGCAACGAAGACUUCCUGCCCAUUUGGAAGCAGCAGCAGGAGGAUCUCAGGGCAAAGAUGAAGGAGUACAUUGGCCGGGAGUUCACUGAGAUCCGCUGGAUUGAGGACUAUGACAACGCGGGAAGCCCCUACAAGCCCCACAACGGCUACUACUGAGAGAGCUCCGCAAGUUUUCCAGACAAUAUCUCAUGACGGAAAUCAAUGUUAUUUGGCAUCGUGCUUUCGCACAAGCAUAGGUUUCCUGGAAAACAACAGGA